Messenger RNA from Astyanax mexicanus (Mexican tetra), 1065 nucleotides. RefSeq lists its product as uncharacterized. The record is from RefSeq and is a predicted model, not a curated record. Bases 1 to 1023 code for a protein of 340 amino acids. Gene Ontology annotation, molecular function: nucleic acid binding. The transcript is spliced from 3 exons. NCBI's taxonomy places the organism in Eukaryota, Metazoa, Chordata, Actinopteri, Characiformes, Acestrorhamphidae.
AUGGCUGAAGCUGGGCGUCGAGUCCAGCCAAAUUUGAGCCGCUUUACAGUAGCCUCAGUUAUCCGGGCUUUUAGAGAAGAGAAUAGAAUAGAAAGACGGCCAGCAAGAGGCGGCAGACACCAGAAAUUCACACUUGAACAAGAGACCACCAUAGUAAACAUGGUUUUGGAAAACAAUGCAAUUACCCUGAGGGAAAUCAGGGACAGAGUCCUGGAAGACAAUGUUCAUUUCACAAACAUUGACCAGGUCAGCCUGUCCACAAUCGACCGUGUUUUAAAACGUCACCAGCUGAGUAUGAAGCAAGUUUAUCGUGUUCCAUUUGAGCGCAACUCUGACUAUGUGAAGGAGCAACGUUGCCAAUAUGUGCAGAGAGUGCUUGAACUAGAUGCCAGUGCUGUUCCCUAUGAAUAUAUAUUCAUUGACGAGGCAGGGUUCAACCUGCAUAAGAUCAGGCGGCGGGGGAGGAACAUCAUUGGCAACCGUGCCAUUGUCAAUGUCCCUGGGCAGCGUGGUGGAAACAUCACCAUGUGUGCUGCCAUUGGUCACCGUGGGGUUAUACAUCACCAUGCACAACUUGGUCCUUAUAACACUCCUCGUUUGGUAUCAUUUCUUGAUGAACUCAAAAAUCUCCUCAAACUCCCACAGGAAGAAGAACUAGAGCAGCCCUCCUACGUUGUCAUCUGGGAUAAUGUACGUUUCCACCGGGCAGCUCUGGUCAAUGACUGGUUCACUAACAAUCCCCAAUUUGUUGUGCUGCACCUUCCACCAUAUUCCCCAUUUUUAAAUCCAAUAGAGGAAUUCUUUUCUGCAUGGAGGUGGAAAGUGUUUGAACGCAGACCCCACGAGCGUGUGGCGUUACUUCAGGCAAUGGAAGAGGCAUGUGAUGACAUCCACACAGCUGAUUGCCAAGGAUGGAUUCGUCAUGCAAGGCGUUUUUUCCCCCGCUGUUUGGCUAGAGAGAAUAUUGCAGCUGAGGUAGAUGAGGUCCUCUGGCCUGACCGAGAACAGAGGCGUGAUGAAUAGUAAUCUGUUUCUUUGCAUUUUGCAAUAAAUACAUUUUUGUUA